AUGGUCACCACUCACAUUCUGAACGACCCGGAUGCUCUAAUCGGGACCUUCUUCCACCUGACGAACUACCCAAAUGCUUCCUUCGCUAUCCAAACCCUCCAAAGGGUCGCGUCGCUCGUCAAACCCAUUAUGCGUCGCCACUCCUUCCGAAUCGCAAAACUCGCAGAGUUCUACCCAGAAAUGGAAACGAAUCUUCUCGGUCUGAACACUUCAUUUCCCGGAACAUCGAAUCUCCCUAUCAUUCAGUUAAGAUUACGACAACCACGUGAUCCUCGGAUUUUCUUACCAUAUGAAAGUAUAGUGCAGACUAUGUUGCAUGAGCUUACACAUUGUGUUCAUGGGCCUCAUGAUGAUAAGUUUUGGAAGAUGUUUCGGUCCUUGCAAGGGGAGCUUGAGACCUUGAAGUAUACGGGGUAUACUGGAGAAGGGUUUAUGGGCAAGGGAGAGGCGUUAGGUGACGUUCCCAAGGGGCUCAGUAACCAUGAAGCCAAGAAGAAAGCGAGAGAAGCAGCUGAGAAGAGGAGAAAAACUGUUCAAGGAAGAGGGAGGAUACUCGGAUCAGGUUCUUUGGGGCCUAUUAAAUGGUUGAUUGAGGAUCGUCCCGGAGGUUCAUCAACCUUGAAGCCAAAGGACGGAGCUGGGAAGAACAGGAGUGGAGCUGGGUCUGCCCCUCCAAUCAAUAAUGCCCCAUCGCCCUACGCUACACCCCAAGGAACGGCCGCAGAAGCCGCACUUAAGAGGCAAUGGGAAAAGGAGAGAGAAAAGGAUAAACGACGUGUCUCGGGACCAGUUAGAGAAAUACAACCACCUUCACGCCCACAAGAAGGACUAUGCUCCGGCGUCCGACAUUCAACGGCUGAAGCCAUCGAGCGAGAGAUCGCACAAAUGCAUGGAUUCGAAAGUGUCGCACAUAUGGAAAAUGCGAACGAGCGGGCUAUCAUGCUUGCAGCAAUCGAGCUUCUGGAAGAAGCCGACCGAGAGGAGGAGAAAAUCAAGGCAAGGGAGCGAGAACAGCAAAAUCAGUCGCAACCUUCGUCAUCAUCACAUGGGCCCCGUGAGGUCAUAGAUCUCACGGGUUCUAUCACACCAAGAAAUAUCCAAAGAACACAAUCAGCGCCAGUUCUCCCAGGCCAUUCUGUAUCAACUGUUCCUAUCGUCUCACCAGGCUGGAGCUGCCCGGCCUGCACCUUCCGCAACGAAGAGAGCCACUUACAAUGCUCACUGUGCAGAGUUGAACGUAACACGAAAUUGCACGAUGACAGUGAAACGAGGGCACAGAUAAUCGCGCUCAGGGACUUCGAGAGGCGUAAGGCAGAAAGAACUCAAACCUUCAACGCUGGAAAGGGGAAGGGUGUGGAUAGAUCUAUGCCACAGUCAACUCCAACGCCUUCAGGAUCUAGUGGUGGCGGUUCUGGAACGCUUAGAAGGGAUAUCACUAUCCAUGGUCUCCCAACUUGGAAGUGCCACUCCUGCGGUUGGUUUGUCAGGCAAGAGUGGUGGACUUGUAGCAAUUGUGGGACCAUGAAACUAGAGCCCUAG
Messenger RNA from Orbilia oligospora ATCC 24927, 1539 nucleotides. RefSeq lists its product as uncharacterized. The record is from RefSeq and is a predicted model, not a curated record. Lineage: Eukaryota; Fungi; Ascomycota; Orbiliomycetes; Orbiliales; Orbiliaceae. Bases 1 to 1539 code for a protein of 512 amino acids. The transcript has a single exon.